AUGCUGCCAUCUCCAAACCCCGCCUCCUCCUGCUGCCUUCCACUCCUCCUCUCCGCCUCCUCCUGCUCUCUUCCUCUCCUCCUCCUCUCCUCCUCCCGGGCUGGUGGCCCCGGCACCUCCUCACGGCGCGCUGCUUUUGUUGAGCGCGCAGCGCCGCACUGCACGUCACGGCAGAAGACGUUCGGGUCCUCCAUGAGAAAGGGUUUGGAUCUGAUACCACUUCCGUAUCACGGGAUCGGGUUGCGUGGGCUUGCAGCCAUGGAUGCCGGGAGGCUGGAGCAGCAGGUGGCCAGUGUGGAGAGGGGCAUCGCCUUCCUGAAGCACGAGCACCUGGCCAUGCUGGCGGGUCUGCAGCUGGAGAUCACGCACCUGAAGAGGCGCUGUCACGGUCAGCCCACCGGUGUCCGGCCCCUCACCAUGCCCCCCCCCCCCCCCCCAUGUCUCUCUGCAACCCUGUGUCACCGUCUCCUGUCCCCCUUCCUGUGUGCAGAGCUGAGCUGUGAGCUGGACUCCAGAUUUCAUGACAGAACCACAGCAGAGGAGGAGGCGGACCUGGCGGCCCGCUGUGAGGCGGCCGAGCGCCUCCUGGAGCGCCAGCAGUGCGUGAUGCUGGCGGCGCGCGGGGAGCUGCGGGCCGGCCGGGCGCGGGCGUCGGCGCUGGGCAGGAGCCUGAGGGACGAGGAGCGGCGCUUCCUGGACGAGCUGAAGCGCCGCAGCCACCAGAUCACGCUGCUGAGCCGGGAGCUGCAGCGCCAAAACCUCACCACCACCGCCCUCUACCACCAGCUGCACGCCGCCCGCCUAAAACUGUUCCGGCAGCGCCAGCGGGAAGGGGCCGCCGCGGGGGGGGAGCAGGGGGCCGGGGGACAGGAGGAGGACGAGGAAGAGGAGGAGGAAGAAGAAGAAGAUGAGGAGGAUGAAGACGGUGAGGGGGAGGACUCGGACUGGCUCCUGUCCCCGCCUCCUCCCGCUUCCCCUGACCAUCCGGACGCCAGGAAAAAGAAGCGCCUCAGCCUGAGGGAGGACAGGGUCAGGGCUUGCGUCCCACAGGAAAGAGUGACCUCCCCUCAGAGGCCGCACCCCAUGCCGGACCCCGCCCUCUUCCUGGUGCCCCUCAGGUACCGCCUCCUCCGCUUGAGACAGCCAACGGGAUUGGCGGAGGCAGAGGGCGUGGAGGACGAGUGGGAGGACAUAGAGGACAGCAGGGUGCACAGGAGGGUGGACAUGGGGGCGGGGGAGGGAGAAACCGCCCUGUGA
Messenger RNA from Menidia menidia (Atlantic silverside), 1257 nucleotides. NCBI's taxonomy places the organism in Eukaryota, Metazoa, Chordata, Actinopteri, Atheriniformes, Atherinopsidae. The record is from the annotation of a GenBank genome assembly.